AUGUGCUGGUUGGCCAAGGCUUGUGCGGGUGAGGAGUUCACGGAAGAGGAGCGAAAGGUAGGUAAUAUGGUGAGGACGGGUGUUGUACCGCUUAUUGAGGAUGAGGGAUGGGUGCCUGGAAUGGAACUGCAGAGUCAGCUUUUCCCUCCAGCUCCCACGGUUGUCAAAGAGGAGGAUACCGCUGAGUCGACGGUUGCUGGAGCACCUGUCAGAUGCAGGUGGGUGUACUUCGACUUCUCGGCAUUGUCUUUGAAGACCCUAAAGGAUCUUGCGACCACCACACUUCCCCAAGACUUCACCAAUUUCAUAUCAACCGACGACGCCCUCUCCGCAUUCAUCUUCCUCUCCGUUCUACGCGCAAGACAAACACGUCUACCUCCAUCCACACCAGCAACACUCGCACGCGCCGUCGACGCCAGACGCUACCUAAACAUCCCCCCCAACUACCCCGGCAUCCUACAAAACAUGGCAUACACGCGAUACACCCUAUCAACCCUCCUCUCCACCCCCCUCGGCCACAUCGCCGCUACAAUGCGCCACUCCGUCGACCCCGCGACCUCAGACAUCGCAUUCCGAACACGUUCCCUCGUCACUUUCCUCGCGCAAUCACCAGACAAUGCAGCGAAAACGAGUCCGACUGCUACUCUCGAUAUGAGCGUGGAUAUUGCGCUUAGCUCGUGGACGAAAGUACCGGCUUACGAGUGGGACUUUGGACUUGGGUUGGGGAAGGCGGUUGCAGUGAGAAGACCGGGGUUUGUGCCUGUGGAGGGGCUGGUGUAUUUGAUGCCGAGGAGUAGGGAGGGGAGUGUGGCUGUUGCGAUGUGUUUGCGAGACGAGGAUUUGGAAGGGCUGGAAAGGGAUGGAGAGUGGGGAAGGAUGGCUACGUAUGUUGGUUAA
Alternaria infectoria is the source of this 897-nucleotide messenger RNA. RefSeq lists its product as uncharacterized. Bases 1 to 897 code for a protein of 298 amino acids. The record is from RefSeq and is a predicted model, not a curated record. The transcript has 2 exons. NCBI's taxonomy places the organism in Eukaryota, Fungi, Ascomycota, Dothideomycetes, Pleosporales, Pleosporaceae.